AAAAAUGUGUUUAUAGUUAAGGACGUACGUAAUAGGUCACAUGUUUGAGCGCGGGACAAUUGCAUUCUGGGUAAUUCAAACAUGGAAUGCAGAGAAACGCACAUGGAAAGUUUUAUCUGCAUGGUCUAAGAGGGCGCACACGGUAAUUCAUGUUCAGGUGUGUCUGGUGCUGGAGCAGAUGGAGUCUCAGUGUCAGUGAUGAAGGGAGAUAUAGUCACUCUAGUCACUGGUGUUCAAACAGACCAACAAGAAAAAAUUCAUUGGUAUUUUAAUGACAAUCGAAUCGCUUACAUCAAUGGAAAUCUCAGUGAUAUCUGUACAGAUGUUCGGUGUGAUAAUAGAAAUGAGAGAUUCAGAGGCAGACUGAAGCUGGAUCAUCAGACUGGAUCUCUGACCAUCAUGAACGCCAGAAACACAGACUCUGGAAAUUAUAAGUUAGAGAUAAUCAAAGAAGGUGUUUCCGCUGCUGAACGAGAUGGAAAAUGUGUGAAGGAGGGAGAAAACGUUCAUUUUGAUUCUGGUGUUACAAAUGAACCUGUUGUUUCGAUGAUGUGGCUUUUUAAUUGCACCCCCAUCUUUAAAAUCACCAAAGAUCAGUGUAAGAUCUCGACAGACGGAGAGUGUGGAGAGAGAUUCAACAACAGACUGGAGGUGACCGGAUCUCUGACCGUCACAGACACCAGAACCACAGACUCUGGGAUUUAUCAACUUCAGUUUAACAGCAGCAGAUUCAGCAUCAUUAGGUGCUUCAGAGUCACUGUCACUGAUUCAUGUCUGCCUUCAGGAAAACGUGGGAUGGUUUCCGGUGACUCUACUGACUGACAUGAUUCAGCUGUUUCUUGAAGGUGGAGAUGUUCUCUUUAGAUCAGAUGGUGGUUAAACGUUCCUCGAGAGAAGCUUCUCGUUGUGCUGAAACCACUAGGCACUCAACUUCUUUUAUACGUUAUUCAGUUCAACAAUAACCUACUUUUAGCAUAAAUUCGUAGAACAAAUGCUUGGCUGUACUCAGAUCAGCAUUUAAUGCUCAGUUUGUACUGUGACAAGUUAACCGUUUACAAUCUUACCACGAGUUUUUGGGAUAGUCUACUUGAUUAUUUAUUUUACCAAAUGGGGUGAUCUUCCAUGUGAAGAAGAUCGUUACAAUGCAUUAGAAUUUGACAUCUUGAAAGAAAAGAAAUGAAUUGGAUAAAUACACAGUACAUGAAUGAGAUUUUUUCACUUUAUUUGCACGUUUACAUUGUAAGCAUAUCAUUUUUACUGUUGCUUUUAAUAACACAAUAUAAAAAACUCCAACAGUCUGCUGUUUUAAAUAAACUUUUUGAAUGAUAUAAAUGACAGCUUUUGAAGUAAACUGUGUUAUUUUAUUAUUGUUAUUACAUUAGUACUAUUGUAGUUCACAUUUGUAAUUAGUUUGAGUAGUUUACAUAUGAUUUUAAUUUUAAUUUUGAGUCAUUUUGAUUUUGCAAUUGUUAUUGUUUAUUUGGAUGUCAAUAGUUUUGUUAAUUUUAUUUCAUUUUCAGUACUACAUUAUUUUGUUUCAUUAAACACAC
Molecule: messenger RNA, 1550 nt
Organism: Puntigrus tetrazona (Sumatra barb)
Lineage: Eukaryota; Metazoa; Chordata; Actinopteri; Cypriniformes; Cyprinidae
Exons: 5
Coding region: 199-822 (207 amino acids)
Source: RefSeq, a predicted model, not a curated record